UUGUGCGAAAUUCUAUUACCAAGUAAUCAACCGACGCUAUCGAAAACUUAUUUGGAAGCAAUUCAACGUGCCUUACGUAUGCCACAAUGUCGGCUGAUUCCAUUUUUCGGAAUUUUCCUUCGAGAUCUUUAUGCUAUUGUUAAUGAUGUACCAAAUGUGGUUGUGAUUGGUCAUCAAGAUGAAGAUCAGAAAUUAGAAUUCACUUAUGAUUCAAAUGGAGAGGAUCAUUUUUCAUCGAAAAUUGGCGUUGGUGGCCUGCUCAAUGUCGACAAAAUUAAUCUUAUUGCUGUUGUGCUUGAUAAUCUUGAACUAUUUCAUCGCCAUAAUCAAAUUCUUUCAAAAUAUAUCGAUGAGCAAAAUUGUUCGCCAAAUGCAUCAAAAGACCAGAAAGAAAUUAAAGGUUACGAACCAGUUCAGCCGAUAUUCGAUGCAACUCGAGGAGUAACUCUUAUUCCUUUGACUACAAUGAAUUUUGAUCUGGAUACUAUCCAAAGAUUGCACCAUGGAACUACUGUUAUUCGUUACGAUCCUGAUUCAGGUCGCAGUGUAAUUUGCCUGCUAAGACUGGAUUCCAGUUGCAGUUUUAUAUCAUGGUAUAAAGUUGGAUACAUAAGUAACAAUAAAGAAGGAAAAGAGAAGGUCUCAUAUCAUUAA
Dracunculus medinensis (Guinea worm) is the source of this 654-nucleotide messenger RNA. The record is from the annotation of a GenBank genome assembly. Lineage: Eukaryota; Metazoa; Nematoda; Chromadorea; Rhabditida; Dracunculidae.